CGACAAUAUCUGUUAAUGUCAAUUGUCAAAUAAUAAAUGAAAGAACGUGUUGGCAAUCUGUGGUAUAACAAUUUUAACCUCUUUUCUUUUGUCAAAAUAGGCGAAAGGUAGUGGGUCAAGAUGUUGAUGCCAAAACAGAAUCGCGUUUCGAUCUAUGAAUUCCUCUUCAAAGAGGGUGUUAUGGUAGCCAAAAAGGAUUACCAUGCACCCAAGCAUCCGGAUCUUGAAAAGAUUCCCAACCUUCAAGUUAUUAAGGCAAUGCAAUCAUUAAAAUCUAGAGGUUAUGUGAAGGAACAAUUUGCGUGGAGGCAUUUCUACUGGUAUCUUACAAAUGAAGGUAUUGAGUACCUAAGGAUCUUCCUCCAUCUGCCACCCGAAAUUGUACCAGCUACACUUAAGCGCUCAGUGCGUAUUGAGACAGUGCGUCGUGGUGCUGUUGGCCGUUCCGAUGCCCCAGCACGCUCUGCUGAAGACAGAUCCAUGUACCGUCGUGCACCUACCACACCUGAUGCACCACAUGAUAAGAAGGCUGAUGUUGGCCCUGGCUCUGGCAGAGUUGAAUUCAGAGGAGGAUUUGGACGUGGCAGACCAGCUCCUUAAUUAAGCUUAAUAAAAAAAUUAUCUACA
Messenger RNA from Vanessa atalanta (red admiral), 627 nucleotides. RefSeq names its product 40S ribosomal protein S10 (gene RpS10b). The record is from RefSeq and is a predicted model, not a curated record. Gene Ontology annotation, cellular component: cytosolic small ribosomal subunit. The coding region runs from base 121 to 600 and encodes 159 amino acids. Gene Ontology annotation, molecular function: RNA binding; structural constituent of ribosome. The transcript has 4 exons. NCBI's taxonomy places the organism in Eukaryota, Metazoa, Arthropoda, Insecta, Lepidoptera, Nymphalidae.